Molecule: messenger RNA, 3093 nt
Organism: Chaetomium strumarium
Lineage: Eukaryota; Fungi; Ascomycota; Sordariomycetes; Sordariales; Chaetomiaceae
Exons: 2
Coding region: 1-3093 (1030 amino acids)
Biological process (GO): protein deubiquitination
Cellular component (GO): cytoplasm
Molecular function (GO): cysteine-type deubiquitinase activity
Source: RefSeq, a predicted model, not a curated record
AUGCCAGGCUCGACCACCGUCCUGGACCAUGCUGGGUCUGCGCGCGUAGGAUGGCUCGGUGGGCACACGGAUGGUGCCAAGGGAGGAAAGCGGCCCCUGCCGCAUGUCGACGAUGUCGUCUUGGUUACUGUUGAGGUGGACGCUUCCGCGCCCGUGGAGAAAGUAAUUCAGAUGGCCGAGACACUUCUGCGGCAGGCCGAGGCGUCCAAGUCAUUCGGGAGGCCAGACCUUGCACUGAAGGACUACAUACGGGCGAACCUUAUCCUUCUGGACAUCAUAAAAAAAAACAAGGGAUGGGUGUCGCUUCAGCGAGACAACAAGGCACAGUUCGAGCGCUACCAGCGGCUGCUUCGACAGGCUCACGCAGCCCACGGUGAUUUUGAGGCCAUUAAAGAACACAUUAAAGCAGACAAUGCUAGGACGGGUGUGCAGCCAACUCAUAGUCGCGCACUGUUCGCCGAGAAUGGGUACCUGAACCGGCAGGACAUGGGCAACUCUAUGAAUGGCGAUCAUGCCGGGAAGGAAAAUGGUGUCCUGGAGUAUCCGGUAUCGCCUUCCUCGAAAAGCAAGCCGGUAGUACACCCGAAACCCCAGGGCCUCCAAGGCAAUGCGAUCUCAGGUGCUGUGACUACGUCGAUCAAGACCCAGGAUCUGCUUCAACGGUUUUCAAAUCUGCGGGCGGGUACUACCAGGCCUACACAAGACCCGCGCAUCAGAACACAACCUAUCGUCCCACCAGAGUUGCCAGGGCGCGCAAAGCCUCCGGAAGCGCCGCCCGCAGGCACGCCUAUCUCUGAGAUUAUAACCCAAUUACCCAAGAUACCUGACGCCAUUUACAACCCUGCAAGAGGGACCAUUUCUAGUGAAACUGCUGCAUUGCCCUCAAGUGCUCCUCGUGCCAUGUUCACAAGGACGAACUCGACGGCAUCCCUGAGCAAGACAAAGAGCGUCAAACCGACCACCGCUGCCGAGAGCUCAACACCGACCCAAACCUUUGGGCCGGCAAACACGAAGCGGACUAAGCUGUCUGUCCCUGACGGUGACACAAUAUCCGUCGAGGAAUUUAUGCGGCUUAUGAGGGCGGGGGCCAAGGACUUGUCGAUCCUGCUGAUUGAUAUCAGAAGCCGCGAGGAAUUUGAUGACGGCCACAUCAUGUCACAGGCAACUAUUUGCCUCGAACCUGAAGUGCUCUCAAGACCUCAUAUCUCGGCGAACCAGAUCGCAGACAGCAUGGUUCUGGCGCCGACAGCAGAGCAACUGCUCUUUGAGAAGCGGCACGAGUUUGACUUGAUCGUUUUCUAUGAUCAGAACUCCGAACUCGUGUUGGGUAACCCACAAACCCAGGAAGAGAGAGCCGUAUCAGGCCUAUUCAAUGCUCUCAGCCAGUACGACUUCUCGAGUGGGCUUGGGUCGAAGGCUGCGCCAAAACUGCUGAGGGGGGGUCUAGACGCAUGGACGAGCAUGGUUGGCAGUGGGAGCCUGCAGUCGUCCUCGACAACCACGACAAAGAAGUUCACGUCGACGCCCAUGGCAAGGUCAUUCCUAAACCCUCGCCAGAAGCAUGUGACCCGACCAAUUCAGGAUCCCGCAGAGGCCAAGCGGUGGGAGGAUUCCAUUACACAGCGCGGUGCCAUCUCCCCGCUCAGGACAACCGAAGACUUCCUCCGUCGGUUCCCUCCAAUUGCGGAGACGCGGGAAUCGAUGGUGUCUCCGGUCAGCCCCCCAUCGAGCCGGCCGCAGAGCCCGUUUCACUACCGUCUAUCGCAUGAAGAGAAUCUCUACACAUCUCUCCCUUCCCCGCCUGCUCGCCCUCCCCCCGCAGUGCCUCGUAGGAGCUAUAGUGGGCUCGCUGAAACCGAAGACAGCUCUGUUGCACUGGCUAAGAAGUCUUCAUCGAAGGCCAUCGACACCGUACGGAAGAAUCGGACAGGACUGCAAAAUACUGGUGUCCUUUGCUUCGCGAACAGCUCGCUGCAAGCCAUGUUCGCCACGCCGGGCUUUGCGCGAGAGGUAUGGUCGGGGGAAUGGAAAGAUGCGUACAAGGUGCCAAAGAAGCCGGAUGAGCAACUCGAAAACCCACAGCUACUCAUCAAAUGCUUGGCAAACCUGUUCCAUUGGCUCAACCUAGGGACAUUCGAGGCCCUCCAGGCCAGGACGCUUAUGGAGUACCUCUACUUCAUCCAUUCCAAGGGUGCGGACGGUAGAAAGAAGGCAGAGAGCGAGAUCUUCGGUGGCCCCUCCCAGCAAGAUGCCCAAGAAUUCUAUUCAUUCAUCAUGGACAACAUCCAUGACGAGACGAAUACCCAUCGAGACAAGAAGCCUCCCAAGGAGGAAAAGCCAUACACUCCCGACAAUGGCUCCGUUAUCCAAAACGCCGUGGACUACUGGCGCGAAUACUCAAAGGCUAGCUCCUCUCUCGUAGACAAGUACUUCCGUGGUCUUGAAGUGUUCAUCUCGCGCUGCCAUAACCGCGCCUGCCGGCAAGAGAUCCGCCUCUUCCAGCCCUGCGAUGUCUGGAUCCUCAACCUUGCUGGCAUGGGCCACGCAACCGACCUUGACAGCCUUCUCGCAAAUCACCAGACCUCGGAGGAUUUCCCCGACCUCGUCUGCGAGACCUGCAAGCAACCGGGACGCACGCGCAAGGCAAGAUUCGCCCGCCUCCCCGACCGCCUCGUCUUCUGCUUCAACCGCUUCCACGGCUCCGGCGCCGGCGGAUUCAGCAACCGUUUGAUGUUUUCGGGUAAGAUCCACACCAAAGUGCGGUUCCCUAUCCGCGAUCUCGACCUCACGCGCUACUGCGCCGAGCCGGACCCGGACAUGGACAUGUCCGACGACCGGCAUUUUGCGGGACGCAUGCGGUAUGAUUGCUAUGCGGUGACCGUGCAUGUCGGACAGGGCAUCAACGGGGGGCAUUACUUCAGCUACGUGCAGGACGAGACGUCCAAGGACCCAACCGAUUGGUUUCGGUGCAACGACCAUAUCGUUGACAGGGUCAAGAUUGGGAGCAAUAGGCCCGAUGAUGUGACCGAGACGAUGUAUCAGAGUGGGAAUACGUCGGCGUAUAUGGUGUUUUAUCGCCGGCGGGGCACCUGA